AUGUGGAUGGUCAAGCAAUUCGCUUGGAUGAUGGAAAUGUCGAGCGAUGUGAGCAGCUCUGGAAUGCAUCCUUCAACUAUGCCAGUCUGUCCUACUACACUGGGGGAAGGAUGGGCCCGUGAUGGGUGGCUCACAAACAGUCACUGGAAUCCUGCUACCGAUUUCAUGUUCCAUGCAAGAAAAGAGGCUGACAAGAAAAAAUACAGAGUUGAAAACAUCGGAGUUCUCUGGGGGCCUCUAUUUUUCCCAUGGUUUGACACGCUGAAAUCUCCGGUACUCCUCGACCAAUGCACAAUGGCACCUGGAUGGAACCAUGACUUGAACCUGAUUGUACCGCCCCUCAAGAUUCUUCAACGUCUGGAUGAGUGGAGAAAGGAAAUUGACGACGAAUAUCACCGAAUGAUACACGAGCUCGAACAGAAGUGGAAUGGUUCUCAAAAAACAGAGCCCGCAAUCACAACCUACUAA
Cooperia oncophora is the source of this 468-nucleotide messenger RNA. NCBI's taxonomy places the organism in Eukaryota, Metazoa, Nematoda, Chromadorea, Rhabditida, Trichostrongylidae. The record is from the annotation of a GenBank genome assembly.